Molecule: messenger RNA, 1711 nt
Organism: Balaenoptera musculus (blue whale)
Lineage: Eukaryota; Metazoa; Chordata; Mammalia; Artiodactyla; Balaenopteridae
Gene: MUC21
Product: mucin 21, cell surface associated
Exons: 4
Coding region: 144-1475 (443 amino acids)
Source: RefSeq, a predicted model, not a curated record
AUGAAACUAUAAAGGCUCCUGCAGCUCUUCCAUGAUAAAGAAAGAGGCAACAACAUCGUGUGGAGGAAGCUCAAGCAGCCCAGGUCUUCGUCACAUUUGGGAUCCAAGCAUCUUUUUUACCAGCCACAAAGAGGCAGAUCAAGAUGCAGAAAAGAAACAUUUGCCCUAUGUACUGGUUACUGUUGCAUCUCCUACUUUCAGAAUACGGCAUAACCUCCAUUAGUGGUAGCACACCCAGCCCAACUUCCAGUGAACCCACCACAGCCAACACUGGAUCCAGUGCAACCUCCAGUGCGACUGGGACAGCCUCCAACACUACAUCCAGCACGACCUAUGGUGGUACCAGCACAGCCACCAACUCUGGAUCCCAAGUGACCUCCAGUGGAUCCAGCACAACCUCCAAUACUGAAACCAGCAUGACCUCUGGAGGGACCAGCACAAUCUCCAAUACUGGAUCCAGCGUGACCUCUGGAGGGACCAGCACAACCUCCAGUACUGGAUCCAGCCUGACCUCUGGAGGGACCAGCGCAACCUCCAAUACUGGAUCCAGCCUGACCUCUGGAGGGACCAGCACACCUGUCAACACUGGAUCCAGUGCAACCUCCAGUGGGACUGGGACAGCCUCCAACACUACAUCCAGCACGACCUAUGGUGCUACCACCACAGCCACCAACUCUGGAUCCCAAGUGACCUCCAGUGGAUCCAGCACAACCUCCAAUACUGAAACCAGCAUGACCUCUGGAGGGACCAGCACAACCUCCAAUACUGGAUCCAGCGUGACCUCUGGAGGGACCAGCACAACCUCCAGUACUGGAUCCAGCCUGACCUCUGGAGGGACCAGCGCAACCUCCAAUACUGGAUCCAGCCUGACCUCUGGAGGGACCAGCGCAACCUCCAAUACUGGAUCCAGCCUGACCUCUGGAGGGACCAGCGCACCUGUCAACACUGGAUCCAGCACAACCUCUGGGGGGACCAGUACAGCCUUCAAUACUGGAUCCAGUAUGACCUCCGGUGAGACCAGCAUAACCUCCAGUACUGGAUCCAGCACAACCUCCAGUGGGACCAGCAUGGCCUCCAACACUGGAUCCAGUGCAACCACAGGAGGCUCUGGUACACCUUUGUCAACUGGAACACACACAACUUCCAACAGAAUUAGCACAAGUGCUGGAACUCCAGUGAAUACAGUGAAGCCCAGUGGGUCCCUGAAGCCAUGGGAAAUCUUCCUCAUCACUCUGGUCUCGGUUGUAGUGGCCGUGGGAUUAGUUGUUGGACUCUACUUCUGUGUGAGAAACUCCCUGUCCCUGAGAAAUGUCUUUGACAGAGCUGUCUACCGACUCCAUGGCCCCAACCUCGGCCCAGGCCCUGGAGGGAAUCAUGGAGUCCACCACAGGUCUGGGUGGAGCCCUAACGGAUUCUGGAGGAGACCAGUAUCCUCAGUAGCCAUGGAGAUGAGAGAGACCCACGAUGGGCUCUAAGCGGCUGCUGAAGCCAGAGAGCCACAUUCCUCCCAGAGGGAGCCAGCCUGGGGGACCAGAGAUCUGAGUGUCCUUUCAUUCGUCCCCAGGAGUCCCCUCCCAGCUUUGUUUGGGUCUCUGCCAGCCUUGGGGAAGACACUUCCUCCCUCUCUCUUGCUUUUACCAGACACUGGAAAGAGGAGACUCUGCUGGUCAUUUAGCUAAGAAAUAAACACAUACAAACUAUAUCACAGAGA